CGGGUCAAUUGGUUAUAAGAAACUUCCAAGACCUGCCAUUGCCAAGUCGGUUUCUCUCUCACUAUUCCAAACAUUCUUUCUUGUCGUCGUCGUUCUGUUUUCCACUUUCUCGCUCUUUACCGCUGGUCGGCUCUUUUCUACAGUCCCUCCUUUCCCCCCAGCAUAGUCACAUUCACGCUCUUUACUUUUCAUCCAGCAUCUCGGGAGAUCAAAAUGCUUGUCAAAUCCACUGCUGUCACCCUGCUGGUGGCUGUUGGUUCGGCCUCAGCUGCCGUCAUGUCAUACGGCAAGGAGUCGGUGAUGAGGGAGGACCCCGACUUUGGCCUCUGCCUUCCGACUAUGAAAUUUGAGGGUGGUCUUGGUGGACGAUCAUCGGUGGACUUUACCUUCUUGCCUACCGAUACGUUGUGUGCUCGUGGUCAGCAAGAGACCACCAACCCAAAUAUCAUUACCAACCGAAUCUGCGACCAGCUCGCCACCGUCUGUGGAGCAAACGAGGCCGCAAAGGCUCUUUGCCGCGAGUCUCAGGCCAAGAUCCGAGCUUUGGGAACUCGCGACAGAUCCACCGCUGAGACCUGGAACACUCUCAUGGGCUUUGGCGGUGCCUUGACCAACCCUGACGGCGGAGCUCCGGCGCCAAACGCCGUCAAGGACGACCUGAAGAAGAGAGACACCAAGGAUGUGGAAAAGCGAGCUCCUAUGAUCUACUGCUCUGCCACCGAGUGGAUUGAUGACUGCACUGGAUGGCCUGCUCCUGAACCUGUUGUGAAGAGAUCCGAAGAUGCUGCUCCUGCUGCCCCCGUGGUCAAGAAGCGUAGUGUGGAGCCUGCUGCGGAGCCCGCGAUGAAGAAGAGGUCGGAGGAGAAAGCCAAGAGGGCAGACAUCCCAAUGAUCUACUGUUCGACAACCGAGUGGAUCGAUGACUGCACCGGGUGGCCAUAGAGGAUUUGUUGCAAGACUCAGAGUGGCCGGUGUCGGGUGUCUUUAACCAGGUCGGACAGUGAGGGAUCUGGGAAAGGCAUUGGAACGGGUUGGUUGUUUUUCAAAGCUGCCAUGGCUAUCAUUGCAUUACUAUCAGAUUUGUGUCAACAUAGGCCGCGUCUAGAUGUCUCCCAGAGGCCGUGGGACAGAGACAAUGAAACUGGAAUCAGAAUGACUGACCUCAAACCAUGAAACUGGCGAGACUCGUCAGGACAAGGACCUACGCAGAUUCUGUGGCCGGAUGGGCCGUCGAAGUGCCGAAAUAAUAUGCCAUAUGUUCCGGGAAGAGAUCCCGAUCCGAUGACUGGAGUUUGUGG
Messenger RNA from Cladophialophora immunda, 1298 nucleotides. RefSeq lists its product as uncharacterized. The transcript is spliced from 2 exons. The coding region runs from base 214 to 942 and encodes 242 amino acids. NCBI's taxonomy places the organism in Eukaryota, Fungi, Ascomycota, Eurotiomycetes, Chaetothyriales, Herpotrichiellaceae. The record is from RefSeq and is a predicted model, not a curated record.